CCGCGCCCGGCCCCGCGUCUCGGCGCCGCGUGAGCUGCGGGGCCAUGGAGCGCGCGCCGCCCGACGGGCUGCCCAACGCGUCGGUGGCCCUGGCGGGCGAGGCGGCGGCGGCGGCGGCGGGCGCGGCGCGCGGCUUCUCGGCCGCCUGGACCGCGGUGCUGGCCGCGCUCAUGGCGCUGCUCAUCGUGGCCACGGUGCUGGGCAACGCGCUGGUCAUGCUCGCCUUCGUGGCGGAUUCCAGCCUCCGCACCCAGAACAACUUCUUCCUGCUCAACCUCGCCAUCUCCGACUUCCUCGUGGGUGCCUUCUGCAUCCCGCUGUAUGUGCCCUACGUGCUGACCGGCCGCUGGACUUUCGGCCGCGGCUUGUGCAAGCUGUGGCUGGUGGUGGACUACUUGCUGUGCACUUCUUCCGUCUUCAACAUCGUGCUCAUCAGCUACGACCGCUUCCUGUCAGUCACCCGCGCGGUCUCCUACCGGGCCCAGCAGGGUGACACCCGGAGGGCGGUCCAGAAGAUGGCGCUGGUCUGGGUGCUGGCCUUCCUGCUGUACGGGCCGGCCAUCCUGAGCUGGGAGCACCUGUCGGGGGGCAGCUCCAUCCCCGAGGGCCACUGCUACGCCGAGUUCUUCUACAACUGGUACUUCCUGAUCACGGCCUCCACCCUGGAGUUCUUCACGCCCUUCCUCAGCGUCACCUUCUUCAACCUCAGCAUCUACCUGAACAUCCAGAGGCGCACGCGCCUCCGGCUGGACGGGGCCCGCGAGGGGGGGCCCGAGCCCCCGCCCGAGGCCCAGCCCUCCCCGCCGCCCCCGCCGCCGCCCCCGCCGCCCCCCGGCUGCUGGGGCUGCUGGCCCAGGGGGCGGGGCGAGGCCACGCCCCUGCACCGGUACGGGGCGGGCGAGGCGGGCGGCGCCGAGGCGGGGGAGGGCGGCGGGGGCCACACGGCCUCGCCCACCUCCAGCUCGGGCAGCUCGUCCCGCGGCGCCGAGAGGCCGCGCUCGCUCAAGCGGGGCUCCAAGCCCUCGGCGUCGUCCGCCUCCCUGGAGAAGCGCAUGAAGAUGGUGUCGCAGAGCAUCACCCAGCGCUUCCGGCUCUCACGGGACAAGAAGGUGGCCAAGUCGCUGGCCAUCAUCGUGAGCAUCUUCGGGCUCUGCUGGGCCCCGUACACGCUGCUGAUGAUCAUCCGCGCCGCCUGCCACGGCCACUGCGUCCCCGACUACUGGUACGAGACGUCCUUCUGGCUCCUGUGGGCCAACUCGGCGGUCAACCCCGUCCUCUACCCGCUGUGCCACCACAGCUUCCGCCGGGCCUUCACCAAGCUGCUCUGCCCCCAGAAGCUCAAGGUCCAGCCCCACGGCUCCCUGGAGCAGUGCUGGAAGUGA
Molecule: messenger RNA, 1382 nt
Organism: Perognathus longimembris pacificus (Pacific pocket mouse)
Lineage: Eukaryota; Metazoa; Chordata; Mammalia; Rodentia; Heteromyidae
Gene: Hrh3
Product: histamine receptor H3
Biological process (GO): adenylate cyclase-activating adrenergic receptor signaling pathway
Cellular component (GO): membrane
Molecular function (GO): histamine receptor activity
Source: RefSeq, a predicted model, not a curated record